AUGAGCUGCCUUCAGUGCAGUCCACAACACCGCAUCUCCGUGGUUUUACUUCGUCGGGCGGCCAUUUUUGUCAACUGCGCUUUAGUGUGUGUUGGUUUACUUUACAUGGCGGUGAGCACAGUACUGAUGGUGCUGGCACGACAUCUUGAUGGAACUCAGCUCUACGUGUAUCGUAAUAUACCCAUCCUCCUUAUUGUCGUGGGCAUUUUGGCAUGCAUUGGGAGUGUCAUUGGAUUUUGCGGUUUUCAGCAGACUAAAAUUAGCCUGGUUGUAAUCCUCUAUGACCAUGUGGAAAGGUGGCUGGAAAGCAUAUACACAGGCGAAGAACAGGAGGAAAAGCACCUAAAGACGAUCUACCUAACAGAAAAUCAGGGUUGCAGAGCCGCCGUGAAAAGUCUGGCAGAGCAACGCGUGACGGGCUUUUUUGCCUGUUCAAUCAUUUUUGAAUUCCUAAUCGCCGCCAAUCUCAUCAACUCUGUGUUAUUCAUAUUCGUGACCAGACAGUUGCAAUCUGAAAGCCUACGGAAUCUAUCUAAAUUGGGACUUUAUUCGCGGCUGGACGGCCAAUUUUGA
Dibothriocephalus latus is the source of this 573-nucleotide messenger RNA. The record is from the annotation of a GenBank genome assembly. Lineage: Eukaryota; Metazoa; Platyhelminthes; Cestoda; Diphyllobothriidea; Diphyllobothriidae.